AAUUGAAUAGCUUUUCGCGUCUGUCACACGUGAAGCAGUAUUUUUUCUAGCACAUCUCAUUUGAAUACCUUCUUACGACUUCCAACCCUUGAACAAACAAAAAUAGUAGACAUUGCUAUCUUUUGAAGUGAGCACUUUUGUUUUCUCUUUCCCUGAAAUGACAAACACCGAAGAACAAAACGAAAUUGCCCAUUUACGUUCGUUACUGAAAGACAAAGAGGAUGAGAUUGCUCGACUGAAGCUUCUCAUUGGAACUGUAGGUCUACCCGAGAUUGACAAAGAGGAUCCAUCAGGGAGGACGCCAACGGUGCCGGCUGCACGUCACGGCUACUUGACGAAAGACGAAGUCUCGCGCUACAGCAGGCAAUUAAUUCUGCCUCAAGUCGGCGUUGAAGGACAGAAGCAGUUGGCAAACAGUUCCGUCCUGAUUCUAGGAGCCGGUGGACUUGGUUGCCCGGCAGCUAUUUAUCUGGCAGCGGCUGGUAUUGGACAUUUGGGGGUAGUCGAUUACGACGUCGUCGAACUGAGCAACCUGCACCGACAAAUCAUGCACCGCGAGGCGAGUGUAGGUGUUUCGAAAGCUGCCUCUCUGGCCCAGGCGGUCCGUUCACUCAACUCUCGCGUUCGUGUGACCGUUCACGACGUCCAGCUGGACGGCAGUAACGCCAUGGGCAUCGUGUCUGGCUAUGACGUGGCGCUGGAUUGCUCAGAUAAUCCGGCCACACGCUACUUGAUCAACGAUGCUUGCGUCCUUUCUGGCCGGCCCUUGAUCUCGGGCAGCGCCCUCCGCUGGGAAGGUCAACUGACGGUCUACAAUUACCGAGACGGACCUUGUUACCGUUGUCUCUACCCGACGCCACCCAAUCCCCAGUUUGUCACCAAUUGCUCGGACGGCGGAGUCAUCGGAGCAGUUCCAGGUUUGAUUGGUACACUGCAGGCGAUGGAAACCAUCAAACUUCUUUUGGCCGAGGUGAAGCCGGACACGUCCAAUCAUUGCCCAACUGGUCCUUCGUUCAGCCGCCGAUUGCUCGUCUUUGACGGAGAGAGUGGAAUGUUUCGUACCGUCUCACUACGCCCCAAGCAGCCAGACUGUGCCGUAUGCGCCAGCCCGCAAACGAGGACCAUUAACCGUCUCGAGGACGUUGAUUGCUUUUUCUGCGGUCGAGGUCCUCACGACAAGGAUGAAGGACUGCGAAUAUUGAAGGGCGAAGAUCGCGUGACUGCGUCUGAAUUCCGGAAUGUCGUCCAGUCGAUUGAAAUGGAAAGACGACCGCACCUUUUGAUUGACGUCCGCCCUCACCUGGAAACGUCCAUCUGUUCCCUGCCAGACAGCGUCAACGUACCGUUUGAGUACCUGGAACAGCGUGUCGAUGAACUCAAAGAGCUGGUCAGUCGACAUUUAGCCCGGAAGGAUGCCGCACAAUCGCCACUGUCAGUGUACGUCGUUUGCCGUCGCGGCAAUAACUCACAGCUGGCCGUCGAGCGUAUGCGGACCCUCCUGCCACCCGAUUGGCCAGUCAUCAUCAAAGACAUCGUCGGCGGAUUGCAAGCAUGGGCCGAACAAGUCGAUCCAUUGUUUCCAAUCUACUAGUUGUGCCCCUUCUUCUUUCUUUUCUUCUUAACCAUCGCCAACUUUUUCUUUUUAUUUUGAUCGUCUUGCAAUUUAAUACGAGCGGCCAAGGAAAAAAGUAUGUGACGCAAAAAGUUUUCACAGAACGGAUGAAAAAAAAGAAAAGAAAGAAGAGGGCACUGAUGGCCUGUACAAUGCAGAAUGCAAAAUAUAAAAGCUAUAGAGUGAAAUCAUAAGAAAAAGUAUAUAAAGAUAUUGGAUUGAUAUUGAACGAUAUCAGGGGUUGGGGGGGCUCCUUGGAGACGAGAAGAAACAUAAGCAGAAAGGAGGGGAUUCAAUCAGAUACGAAGCCAAACAUGCAACGGCAACAUGUUCUUGUUCGAUAGUCUUCCUAAACUUGACUGCCAUAACUUUUCUUUAUUUCUUGAAAGAAGAAAAGCAAAAGAGCAUUGAAAGAUGGAAGAGUGAACAGAGAAUUUGUAAUACAAAUCAGAUGUAAUAAAAAGAAAAAAGAAAAUUGGAACUCUG
Daphnia magna is the source of this 2098-nucleotide messenger RNA. RefSeq names its product adenylyltransferase and sulfurtransferase MOCS3 (gene Uba4). The record is from RefSeq and is a predicted model, not a curated record. Gene Ontology annotation, biological process: tRNA wobble position uridine thiolation; protein urmylation. Gene Ontology annotation, molecular function: thiosulfate-cyanide sulfurtransferase activity; URM1 activating enzyme activity; adenylyltransferase activity. Lineage: Eukaryota; Metazoa; Arthropoda; Branchiopoda; Diplostraca; Daphniidae. Gene Ontology annotation, cellular component: cytosol; cytoplasm.